UAAUCCACUUAAUUAUAAUAACAAUUGCAAACUCUGCAUUUUCUGGUGAAGAAAAAUAUGUGCGUCAUUGAGUCGAUAUAAUGUCCCAAAUACCAUUCACCAAAGUCAUAACAAAUUUCGAUUUCAAUUCAAAAUACAUAACACCGGAAACGUUUUUGGAAAUCAUUUAAAUACGCGUGGCUAUAGCACUUUCAACUCAGUCUGAAAUUAUAUUUCAAUCAACGCACUCAUACAUCAAAUCAAGAGUUUCCAACCGCUGUAAUAAUGAAAUCUGUUGUCACUUUGCUUUUCUUCUUCUGCUGCUGCUGCUGCUUUUUCGGAUAUAGUCUGACUGCUCAAGCGACAUCGACCGUCAAAGAGACCAUGGAUUUGGAGUGGAAUAAGCUGAAAUCAUUGCUGCCUGUACCAAUUGAUCCAUUGAAAUUGAACCCAGUGAACCAAACCUUCUGUACUUGUGGAGUUUUUCUGAGCGGACAAUUCAAAAAAGGAUCGAGCGAACCACCGGUGGGUCAUCCAGCGUUAAUGCAUGAACAAGACAGCAUGUUCCCGUGCACACAAAUCGGAGCCAAACAAUGUUCAAACAAGUGCUUGGAAAUGGUUGCAAAACAUUUGCCCAACUCUCCGACCAUCCUCUGCGGAAGCAUCGACCGUGAUGUAUUCAGAGAACGCGCCUACUUGUUCAUCCAAAACUGUAACGGCACAUGGGUGAACACCAAAUUAUCGGCUGGACGAGAAUUUUGCUGCAAAGAUGGCUCUCCAUACAAAUGUCCAAACAAUUUGAUUUGAAACACGUCACUCAACAAUUAAUUUAAUUUAAUUUAAGUAAAUUUUCAAUAACUAUAAGCAAAUACAAGCCACAUUGUUUUAGUUUUGUUUCUGUUGUUGAAUAAAUGUUUACAUCAAAUUUACCGCCACAGCAAA
This is a messenger RNA of Sitodiplosis mosellana (orange wheat blossom midge), 921 nucleotides long. RefSeq names its product follicle cell protein 3C-1 (gene Fcp3C). The transcript is spliced from 2 exons. Lineage: Eukaryota; Metazoa; Arthropoda; Insecta; Diptera; Cecidomyiidae. Bases 265 to 786 code for a protein of 173 amino acids. The record is from RefSeq and is a predicted model, not a curated record.